Molecule: messenger RNA, 768 nt
Organism: Olea europaea var. sylvestris
Lineage: Eukaryota; Viridiplantae; Streptophyta; Magnoliopsida; Lamiales; Oleaceae
Exons: 2
Coding region: 1-768 (255 amino acids)
Source: RefSeq, a predicted model, not a curated record
AUGUCCUUAUCAAAUACCCCUCCGCAGACAGUGACCGAGCUCCUUACCCGAGCUGAAAAAUACAUUAAUAUGGAGAAAACACUGAAUCCAAGGAGAUCUGGUCCUUCCCAUGAAAAGGUCGAGAACAAGAAGCAACAUGAUCCCGUUCCCCGGCCAGAGUAUCCUCGGGAAAAGCACAAGAAUGAAGGUCCACCAGGGCCUCUUACCCGAUUAAACACCUCCAAGGCAAAUAUCUUAAUGGAGAUCAAAGAUAUGAAAGAAUUGAAGUGGCCUUCAAGAAUGAAGUCGCCUCCUGACACAAGAGAUACGAGCAAAAGCAAUGCUCAACCCACUGCCGGGACCAUUAAUAUUAUCAUUGGAGGCAUAGCAUCUGGAAGAGACACAAAUAGUGGGCGAAAGCAAUAUGCUCGCCAACAUGCUCAUACCUCAAAGGAAUCUCAUGAUACACUCAAAGACAUUACCUUUGGAGCAAGAGAUUUGGAAGGAGUAUCAUAUCCUCAUGACGAUGCCUUGGUCGUCUUUGUAAUUGUGGCUAACUUUGAAGUAAAGAGGAUUCUGGUUGAUAAUGGGAGUGCAACAAAUAUACUCUCACAGGAGGCUUUCGCUAAAAUGGGGCUCUCUCUCAAACAGUUCAAAGCAGUAAAAACUCCUCUACUUGGAUUUGGUGGUAGAGUCAUUAUUCCGGAGGGCAUCAUCGGGCUUCCGCUUACAUUGGGUUCUGGUAAUGCACAAAGAUCACACCCUUCCAAGUGGUUAACACUCAUAUAG